Molecule: messenger RNA, 270 nt
Organism: Dentiscutata heterogama
Lineage: Eukaryota; Fungi; Glomeromycota; Glomeromycetes; Diversisporales; Gigasporaceae
Source: the annotation of a GenBank genome assembly
GGUCUUGGUAAAUACAAAAUGCUUAGACAAGAAGUUUUGUGUUGCCAAGUAACAAAUCUUCAUGAUAGGCUAAAUGGUAAUAACCAAGUAAGCAAGUUAACAAAGAUAAGAAUGCAUCAAGGCUUUUUACUAGCUAGCCUAAGUGAAGAAAGGUGGGAGGAGUCAAGAAGUCCAAGUAUCAAGAAGAUUUGGGAAAACAACUUAGUAUGCAUGGUUCUACUUAAAGUACAAGAGCUAGAAGUAACUUUCAGCGCAACAGAUAAGCUGUAG